Molecule: messenger RNA, 3854 nt
Organism: Pseudomassariella vexata
Lineage: Eukaryota; Fungi; Ascomycota; Sordariomycetes; Amphisphaeriales; Pseudomassariaceae
Product: kinesin motor domain-containing protein
Exons: 4
Coding region: 377-3589 (1070 amino acids)
Biological process (GO): microtubule-based movement
Molecular function (GO): ATP binding; microtubule binding; microtubule motor activity
Source: RefSeq, a predicted model, not a curated record
GGUGAAUGGCCCAAACAUGGAAAUUGGGAAGAUUCGAGUGACGAUGGAAGCGGCUUUCAUCUGCAGCUGAAGAUCCACACUCGACACGAAGAACCUUGCGAGCUUUGCAUUCCAUCAUCUACGCUGCUCAUUGCUUUGCACGAUCCAGGGGCACACGAGAACUUGUCAACAUAAACACCAUCGAACAUUGUUCCCAUCAUUACGGAGUACUUUUGGUCACGACGAAUUCCCUGGGCUGUUUUUGUUUACUACACGAAGCUGCCUGGAAAAUCGCCCACGCAUCGACGACACGCGAUCCCACGACUUUUGAGCGCGUCGUCGCAGCUUUGGAUGACGCAGGGUUCUUAGCGGAGGACUACACACUUCAAUCUUCAAAAUGGUAGCUGAGGAUCCGGGGGCUUCAUCCAUCACCGUCGCAGUACGAGUGCGACCCUUCACAAUCCGAGAGGCUGCACAGCUACAUCGCAACGAUGAAGGCACAAUAUUCCUGGGAGAUGGCUCCUUAGCCGCAGCACCCACGCCAAAGCUCAAGCAGAGUGGUAUCAGAUCAGUCAUCAAAGUCGUCGAUGACAGAUGCUUAGUCUUCGACCCGCCCGAGGACAAUCCUGUCCAGAAGUUCUCGAGAUCGGUGGUUCCGAACGGCAAAAAGGUCAAAGAUCAAGUCUUCGCCUUCGAUCGCAUAUUCGACGAGAACGUGACGCAAGCAGAAGUGUACGAAGGAACCACCAAGAAUCUGCUGGACAGCGUCCUCGAUGGCUACAAUGCUACCGUAUUCGCGUACGGCGCUACCGGAUGUGGCAAAACCCACACCAUUACGGGUACUUCGCAAAUGCCCGGCAUUAUCUUCCUCACCAUGCAGGAACUGUUCGAGAAGAUUGCCGACCGCAGCGACGAGAAACACACCGAACUCACACUGUCCUAUCUGGAGAUCUACAACGAGACGAUCCGCGACCUGUUGGUGCCGGGCGGCAGCAAGCAAGGACUGAUGCUCCGGGAGGAUUCCAACCAGGGAGUCAGUGUGGCAGGACUCACGAGCCACCACCCCAAGGACGUCCAAGAGGUCAUGGAUAUGAUCGUGCGAGGAAACGAAUAUCGAACCGUGUCGCCAACGGAGGCGAACGCAACAUCGUCGAGAUCACACGCCGUGCUCCAGAUCAAUAUUGCGCAGAAGGACCGCAACGCCGCUGUCAACGAGCCGCACACCAUGGCCACUCUGAGCAUCAUCGACCUUGCAGGCAGUGAGCGAGCCAGUGCUACCAAGAACCGUGGCGAGCGCCUACUGGAGGGCGCCAAUAUCAACAAGUCGCUGCUCGCUCUUGGAAGCUGCAUCAACGCGCUUUGCGAUGCGCGGAAGAAGAACCACGUGCCCUACCGGAACAGCAAGCUGACCAGAUUGCUCAAGUUCUCGCUCGGGGGAAACUGCAAGACGGUCAUGAUUGUUUGCGUCAGCCCCUCAAGUGCCCAUUUCGACGAGACACAGAAUACGCUGAGAUACGCCAACCGCGCCAAGAAUAUCCAAACCAAGGUCACCAGAAAUGUCUUCAACGUGAACCGACACGUCAAGGACUUCCUGGUCAAGAUCGACGAGCAAAUGGCUCUCAUCAACGAGCUGAAGGCACAACAAAAGAAUGCGGAGAAGCUCUCCUUUGCCAAGUUCCAAAAGCAGCUGGAUAAGAGAGACCUGGCGACGCGCGAGGGUAUUCAGAGAAUUCGCCUCGCCUACGAGAACUCCUCACCCGAGAGGCAAGAGAAGGUCGCCCACAUGAAGAAACUCCGCUGUAUCGAGAGGCGCAUCGGUCUCCUUUCGUCUUGGAUUGCCGCCUUCGACGGCGUCUGCGACACCAAGGAGGAUGAUGAUUGCAUGCCACCGAACUUGGCCGCCUUGCGCAAGACGGCUCAGGGCGUACUGAUAGAGCUCGAGAACAGCCGGCACCAUAUCCAUCAGAAGCUGGAGAAGACGAACUGGGAGCGGGCUAUCGACUCGGCUCUACAGCACAGUAUUAGCCAGCUUCCGACGGGAGCGGGAUAUGCCGACACCGGCGAGAUCUCAACACUGCAGAGAGAAGCCGAGCUGCUCAAGUCUAACUUCACCCGUGAAGCAUACCGCGACGUGUUGGAUCAGGACAAAGCAGGCGAUGCGGGAAUGAUGCAAGCCUUGCUGACCGCCCAAUUCGAGAUCCUCGCGUGUCUUUCGGAGACGAUGAACAUGGACGAGGGGGAGGCUGUUGCCCAUGCGAAAAGAAUCAUUACUCGGCUGCUCGAUGUUGGGUACUCCGCAGCGUCGCACAUUGUGAAGCCCGAGGGUGGCAAGAUGCCAGUGGAGAGAUUUUCUCCAUCCAAACGGGGGACACCCAAGCGCAAGAAGGCUGCAAAUGUUAUGCUCGAAGCUGCGUUGCCCAUCCACAACGCUGCCUUGGCUGCCUUUAAGUCUACCGCGCCUGUCGAAUCAUCUCAAUUGUGUGUCUCCCCAGGCAAGGGGUCACCGCGACGCCGCAAAGCGCUGAACGCGCGGAAAGGUGUCACCUUUUCACCUGUAAAGAAAAAGUCGCCCUCCAAACGCAUGGUCCGAUGGAGGGACGACGAUGGCGAGUCGGGCACGCUGGCCGACUUUGAGAAGACACCCCAGAAGCCCAAAUCCACAUCAGUGCCGAGCUCUCCAGAAAAGAGUUCGUCAGGGAAAAGCUCGCCUGAGGAGACUGUAGCGGUUCCUUCAGACCCAUCCUACCUCGGCAAUGACUCAGCCGAGGACUCAAGUAUCUCGCUCGUCUUACCCGAGACGACAGUGAUUCCUCCCGCGAAGCCUAACAGGUUUCAAGCAGGUUUCUUGUCCAAGGCUCGACCAUCGACUGGCCCGGCCAACGGGUCACCCGUACCGCCGACGCUAUCCCUCAACCUCACAUCUGAUGAAGAGCGCAACAGUCCCUUGCGCAACCUGGAUUUGUCGCGCGCUGCUAAUAUCAGGGCGAUGUUCAGGCGCGUCUCGUCAACACCGCCAAAGGCUUCGUCUCUGCCUCUACCGCUUAACAUGCGUUCUACACCACCCCCAGCGGCAGCGGACGAGAACCAGCCGCCUUCAUCCGACUCGGAAGGAAAUUCCUCCUUAUUCGACACGGAUAAGCUGCGUUCCGCACUGCACGCCACGAAGCGCCGCGACCGGCUAUCGUCUCUGGGCGUGCCUUCGGCAGCCGCCGGUGCCCGGCGCGUGUCGUCCAUUGGCAGUUCUGUCUCGACAAUGAACGGUGCACAGAAAGGUUCCAAUAACUACACCGGUCCUCUGGCCAGCAGCACCAACGGAAUUUCAAGGCUUCGACGGAGCAGCGCGGAGAGGCGUAGGAGCCCACCCAUCAGUUGCAGCCCGCCCGGGGUUGGUGUUAAGGAAGUCAACCGGUCGUUCACGCCGGGGCAGGCGAGACGCAUGGGGUUCGGAGGCAGCGUCAGGGUUAAUGGAAGCCCGAAUGAGCGCGCUCGGGAACGCGAAGCUAGCAUGCCAGUGGGUGGUAUUGCUGGCAAAGGCCGACGUAUCACUAUUGGUGGUGCUGCCAUGGCCGGCAAUGCGCGACGAGAGAGGGCGGCGAUGGGCUGGCGAUAGGCGUCAAGUGUGGAUGCGUCUUGUUGGCGUUGAGGAGAAGAUACCUAUUUUGAGAUUGGGAUGCUGGUUAUACGUACGCCCUUUGGACGGACCCUGGGUGCUUUGGCUUUGCCGAGUCUAGACUUGGAGCUCAUGUCCAUUACUUCAUAGCACUAAUUUUGUGACAGGUGCGCUGGACGGCGUUUAUGUGUGUGUAUUGCUCUUGUAUUAUUAGGCUACGGAGGUAUGAUACUGCAUGAUAACCAGGCGACUAAAUAUGCAUCCA